CAGGACUGCAGGCCUGUCCUGUGUUGUCGCUGGAGGAAGAUGAGGCCAGGAAAAAGUAAGCUUUGAGGGGAGGAGUUGGAGGUAAAGGUGGUGUUUUGGCUUAGCUGAAGAGCUCUUUCUGCCUGGGCCUUUCCUAGACCUUUGAAGAAAAGCAGUGUCCUGGUGAUUUACAGUGUUCAGAAAAUAAAACUGACCAUUGUUUAUUGGUGGUGCACCAUACCCGCAAGUUAAAAGAAAGGCAGUAUGGUGGUUAUUCAGUCUUCAGAAAAUAAAACUGACUGUUGUUUAUUGGUGGUGUACCAUACCCGAAAGUUAAAAGACAACUUUUCCGGCUGUGCUGUGGUGUGUGUGUGUGCUGGCUACCACACAUACUUCUCAGCUUCUCUUAGGCCGCCCUAAUAAGUGACCACAGACAGGGUGGUUUAAACAAAUCUAUCCCCUUGUAGUUUUGGAGGCUAAAACCAAAACCAACCAACCCAACCAACCAACCCAUUGCUGCGAAGUCAAUUACAACUCAUAGUGACCCUGUAGGACAGAGUGGGACUGCCCCAUAGGGUUUCCAAGACUGUAAUCCUUACGGAAGCAGACUGCCACAUCUUUCUCCCUGGGAGCGGCUAGUGAGUUCGAACUGCCAGCUUUCUGGUUAGCAGCUGAGCACUUAACCACUGUGCCACCCACUGCCGUUGAGUCAAUCCUGACUCAUAGCAACCCUAUAGGGCUUCUAAGACUUGAAGUCUCUAUCAAAACUGAUUGCCACAUCUUUGUCCCUUGGCGCUGCUGGUGGUUUCACACUGUUGACCUUUCAGUUAGCAGUUUCUCGCUUUAACCACUAUACCACCAGAUCCUUUAACCACUGUGUCAGAUGUGAAAUCAUUCACUACAGAUUAGUAAGUAAACACAAAUAAGCUGGUGCAUACCUUGCUAACUGGUUAAUCCGCCCUUGCCUCCUCCCUCUUUUCCACCCUGUGUCCUCUCCUCAGACGGUAUUCACAGGGAAUACGUACUGCUCACACAAUUUCAAAAAUCAAUGCAGUGUUCUUGCUGUAACGUAGAGGAGAGAUAAAAAGCAAGCAGUUUAUGACAAAGUAAUGUAUUUAAACAUGGAGUUCCUGGGCAUGGCUGGACACCCAGGUCCUUGAACUGGACCUAAAUCCCCCAGUAACCACUCAGCAAAAGAGAGAAGUGGGUUGAGGCCUCUUGGUGACUCAGAUCCCGCAAGGGCUGUUAGGCUGGUGACAAGACCUUCAGAGGCCGUGGAAAGCUCUAAGUGAAGUUCCAAACCAAAGAGAAUAUAGCCUGGAAGCGCUACAGUGCACGUUAAAACUGCAGAAAUCUGGAACAAAUGGAAUUUGGAUCUCGCUGAGGUAGUGAGGCAGGUUCUUCACCUGCGGAAGGCAGGAGACCCUCGAGGUUGGUCUUCAUUAUGCUGGCGUCCUUCUGUGAGGGGGCGGUCCCUCCCCGCUCUGCCCCCUAAGUGAAGCCCCGUGGAGAGCCCGCCACCCUCGCACUGGGCUUUGUAGUGUUGUGUGCACAAGGCUGGUGUCCACCAGGGUCAGCCUCACUGGGUCCCAGUCCUGGCUCGGCCGCUGCUGCUGCGUGAUUGUACGCAGAAGGACCUCAGUGCCCACACCCCACAAUGGGGACCACAGCCCCCAUCACUGAGGGAUGCUAUGCGAGCUAAACGCAGUAAAAGCCUGGGAAACCAGGGCUCAAGUUUUGGAUUCUGUCCUCCCACCUGCCCACCAUUCUGCUGACACCCAGAAACAACCAGCUGUUGCCCCAAGGCAGGGGGCUUCUGGGAGUGGGGAAGCUGCAGUUGUGUUGGGACUGGCUGUCCAUGACUCCUGCCCUCCGCUGCCCGUCCCCUGGAGGCAGUCAGCUUCCCCACAGUGUGGCGGCUGAGCCCGUCCCCUGGAGGCAGUCAGCUUCCCCACAGUGUGGCGGCUGAGCCCGUCCCCUGGAGGCAGUCAGCUUCCCCACAGUGUGGCGGCUGACGACUGCAGGAGAGAUUCUCCCAGAGUGCGUAGUGGCUAUGUUUUUGUAACACCCUGCCUGCUGUCCUCCAGUGGUUAAAUCGGGGCAAAAGUCCCUGCCUCUAGAAGGGAAGAGUUUCAGCGUUGCAUUGUGACCAGAGCACGUGGGUGGACGAUGCCUUGGUGGCCAGAUUGGAAGACGUUCCUGCACAGUGCCCAGCCCUUCAUCUCUGUUUAUUGAUGAUUUGUCCUGGGAUGAAAGGCUUUUUUUUUUUUUUAUUAACAUAACCUCAACAUUUUAUUGCCUUCAUAAUACAACCAAAGAUGAAGUUUAGAACUGGGUCACUUGGCCCUUUCUCUUCUCAGCCCUUGUCAGUUCAAAAUCUCUUAAUAGUCAACAUUCUCUCAGACCUGCAGUUGGUUUCACCUCAUUUGAGCCUCAAAACAGUCUUCUUUGUAGUCUUAGCCUUCUUCCGGAAAGUCAGCUUAGUCUGCCCACCAAUCCCCCCUGCUUCCUGUCAUGACGCUGCUUUCCCUGGGCACACAAGGCACACAGGGCACACUUGCCCUUCUUUGUACUGUGUCACUUUGUGGGGUUGGUGCUUGCCACACUUUCCACGACACUCCUUCCUUCCUCUGGAGAGGGCCCUGCCGUCUGGGCAAGGGUGGGCAGGCGGGCGAGGAGUCCAGGUCCUGGGUUUAUCCUUCAGUAUCGUCAGCGUGCCUGUGGCUCCUUACUGACUGGCCUUUCUGUCACAGGCUGCAGCAAGGUGCUGCUGAAGCCCCAGACAACAGAGGAGGUGUCGCAGAUACUCAGGUGGUCAGCUUCCACAGCGUGUCUGGGAUCCUGGUGUGCCAGGCUGGGUGCAUCCUGGAGGACCUCAGCCAGUAUCUGGAGGAUCGCGACUUUGUCAUGCCUCUGGACCUGGGCGCCAAGGGCAGCUGCCACAUCGGGGGGAACGUGGCCACCAACGCGGGUGGCCUGCGAGUCCUGCGGUAUGGCUCACUGCACGGGACGGUCCUGGGCCUGGAGGUGGUGCUUGCAGAUGGCACCGUCCUGAACUGCUUGACCUCCCUGAGGAAGGACAACACAGGCUAUGACCUGAAGCAGCUCUUCAUUGGGUCAGAGGGCACGCUGGGGGUCAUCACUGCUGUGUCUAUUCUGUGUCCAACGAAGCCCAAGGCUGUGAACGUGGCUUUCCUCGGUUGUCCUGGCUUCGCUGAAGUUCUGCAGGCUUUCACGUCCUGCAAGAAGAUGCUGGGCGAGAUCCUGUCUGCCUUCGAGUUCAUGGACGCCGAGUGCAUGCGGCUGGUGGGGCAGCACCUGCACCUUGCCUGCCCUGUCCGAGAAAGUCCGUUCUACGUCUUGGUGGAGACCUCAGGCUCCAGUGGGGAGCAUGAUGGCGAGAAGCUGGACGGCUUUCUGGAGCACGCCAUGGGCUCUGGCAUGGUGACUGAUGGGACUGUGGCUACAGACCAGAGGAAGAUGAAGACACUAUGGGCCCUGCGUGAGAGGAUCACGGAGGCACUGAGCCGGGACGGCUACGUGUACAAGUACGACAUCUCCCUGCCAGUGGAGCGGCUCUAUGACCUGGUAACGGACCUGCGUGCCCGCCUCGGGGCCAGUGCCAAGACCGUGGUGGGCUACGGCCACCUGGGGGAUGGUAACCUGCACCUGAACGUGACGGGGGAGGCCUUCAGCCCACAGCUCCUGGGCGCCCUGGAGCCCUACGUGUAUGAGUGGACGGCUGCGCAGCGGGGCAGCGUUAGCGCCGAGCACGGCCUGGGCUUCCGCAAGCGAGACGUCAUCAGCUACAGCAAGCCACCGGCCGCCGUGCAGCUCAUGUCGGGGCUCAAGGCUCUGAUGGACCCCAAGGGCAUCCUGAACCCCUACAAGACGCUGCCCUCCCAGGCCUGAGGGUGCCAGGCUGGGGGUCUGGGGCAGCCUGGGGACCUGGGGCGGGGCCCACUGUUUCACCCAGACGCCUGCUCUGGUCUGCACUCCCGUCUCCAGGUGGGAGCGUGCGCGGUGUCGCCCUCUCUGUGCUCCUUGUUCUGUGUCCUCUGGAGGCUGGCUGGGCCUGGGAAGAAUCAAGAGGGGCCCAAGGUGCUUUGCCCACUUGGGUGGGGUGGCAGGGCUGGAGCAGGCAGGCAGGAGCCUCUGCCUGUUGGAGCCGGUAUUGGCCUGCGGGGCCAGAAGGAGCACAGGCGCUGGGCUUCCUCGGGGUCCCUAGUGCAGCGCUCUGUUGGCCACGCAGCGAGGCUUGGGGACAUCCCCUCUCUUCACAGGGUCGGGGAGCCUGACCUCCUCCGCACACAUCCUGGGCAGGCGGUCCACUCAGGAACAGGGAACAAGCCGGGCUUCUCCCACUUGUCCCUGGGGGCACCUGUCACCGUUGUGGCCCUCCACCAUCCACCUUCCAGAGGGGGCACAGGCUUGAGGUGGUCCUGCAGGGUGCUGUCACAGGGUGGGGAUUGCAACUGAUGUCACAUAACAGUGUGUGUGCAAGUUUUCAUAUGAGAAAUUGACUUGACCUAGGUGAAAGUUUACAGUUUACAGCUCACCGUCUGUGCCAGCUGGCACCACCUUGUCACACGUCCAGUGUUUGCCUGGCUGGCCCUGGGGUCCCAGCUCUGGGUGACCUGCAGAAUGUAUCUGCCCAGCCACACAGGUGUGUCCUCUCCCCCAUGGCUGUCUGUGCCAGUUGACACCAUCUUGUCACACGUCCAGUGUUCGCCUGUGUGGCCCUGGGGUCCCAGCCCUGGGUGACCUGCAGGAUGUACUUGCCCACCCACACAGGUGUGUCCUCUCCCCCACAGCCGUCUGUGCCAGCUGGCACCAUCUUGUCACAUGUCCAGUGUUCACCUGGCUGGCCCUGGGGUCCCAGCUCUGGGUGACCUGCAGAAUGUACCUGCCCACCCACACAGAUGUGUCCUCUCCACAGCCAUCUGUGCCAGUUGGCACCAUCUUGUCACAUCGUCCAGUGUUUGCCUGGCUGGCCCUGGGGUCCCAGCUCUGGAUGACCUGCAGGAUGUACCUGCCCACCCACACAGGUGUGUCCCCUCACCCAUGACAGCCAGUCUGCAGCAGAGCAUGCUGGAACCCUCCAGGACAGCCAUUGGAGGGGAGGCUGUGCUCUGAGCAGGGUGUGGGAGGAGCAGGGUGCGGGGGUGCGUGGCACUACACGGACGCCCCUGUGCGGCAGAGAUGCGGGCUGGGAGGGGAGGGUGCCUGGGGGCUGGGGUAGGAAGGAGACUAAUUUCUACAUUUUUGGAAGGUUUGGAUUUUUAUUUUCGCCAAGUACACAUUAACAAACCAGGUAACAAGAUGAUUCAGGCACCCCGGUAGGAGGCAAGCUGCUGCUGUGCCAGGCAGGACAGCUACACUUACCUGGCCCAGGUGGUACAUGAGGUGGCCUGUGAGGUGGCCAUGUUUGCUGGCUCCUGAGUCAGGUGAUUGCCUCUGUCCACCUCCUGCCACCCAGGAUGGUUGCAGACCCCAGGCGAAGCCUGCCCAGAGGAGGAAACACACCCCUGCACCUGGACCCUGUAACCCCUCCCCCCACCCCCAACUGUCCCCCAGAGGCCCUUUUCCUGGCCAGAGUCCUAGGGCCCCAGCUGGCUGUGGGUGGGCCACCCUGGCGGGGUUGGGGGGGUCUUAGCCCCAGCUUGAUUUAAGGACACCGGUACUGGCCCAGCAAGGUGGGUGGGUCAGGAUGCCUGUGACGCCCGCCCCCCUGGAUUGUGUGGCCUGUCCCCACUGCCCCAGAACCACUGUCUACAGAACUGGUCUCGCCAGCCCCCCAUUCUCUGCUGGGAUUUAAAACAAGCCCACUCUGGGCAAAGGCCCUCAGCAGUCCUGGCAGGGGUCUGGCUGGGCCUGGGCUGUGCCCCCCAUGGGCCGCCCGUGCUCCGAGGGCCCCUUCUGCCAUGUGGCUCUGUGGGUCCCUGUGAGCACCCCAUGGCUGAGACGCCACCCUGCUGCAGCAGUCUUCCCUGUCCACCCCGGCCUGGGCACCACAGCCUUCCUGGUCAGUUGCAGCCCCUGAAGCCAGCCUUUUCCAGCUGUUUGCCCUGGCUCUGCCCUGCCCCUGGCUGUGGGUCACCUGCCAAGGGCACCUCAAAGAACAGUGCAGCCAGUACAGAAAGUGGGCUCCCAGGCCACUUUCUCCAGCCAAGCCCACCUGCUGCUGAACAGGAUAAAGAGAAAAACCCGACCAAUCAGGGUGUCCACCUGCAGACAAGAGGGGAGGGGCCCUGCCAGGACCUUCCUGGAGCCUUGAGGGGUGGGAGGGACAGCCUUUGUGUCUGGAUUAGGGGGAGCUCAGAAUUUCACCUUCAGGGUGCUGAGCCUGGAACGUGAGAAGAUGUUAGUUACAUAAGAGGGGUUGGGAGAGUGGGAAGGAGCCCUGGUGGCACAGUGAUCCAGCGCUUUGCUGCUAACCAAAAACUGGCCCUCGGGAGAACGAUGUGACAGUCUGCUUCCAUAAAGAUUUACAGCCUUGAAAACCCUAUGUGGCCGUUCUGCUCUGUCCUGUAGGGUCGCUAUGAGUUGAAAUCCACUUGAGGGCAAUGGGUUUUGGAUAAAUGGGGGGAUUUGGAGGGGAUGAGGGAUGGCAUGGGGCUCAGGUCUCAGCCCAAAGGAACAGAUUAUUUCAAGAGAAAGGGUGGGCGGGGAACAGUCACCCCUCCAGACCCCAGGGUUGAGGUGGGGAUCAGGAGUGCCCUUGCCCCGUCUGGUUAUAGCUGAGGACCCAGGAGGCUCACAAGAAGGUUGGGUUCAAAGGGUAGAGGAUCCAGGAGCAAUAUCAUAGUGUUGUUGCCCUGUGCUCCACAGGUGGACCCUGGGGCAACUUGCCU
Messenger RNA from Loxodonta africana (African savanna elephant), 6833 nucleotides. It is a transcript of the gene D2HGDH, whose product is annotated as D-2-hydroxyglutarate dehydrogenase. The transcript has 8 exons. Gene Ontology annotation, cellular component: mitochondrion. The record is from RefSeq and is a predicted model, not a curated record. NCBI's taxonomy places the organism in Eukaryota, Metazoa, Chordata, Mammalia, Proboscidea, Elephantidae. Gene Ontology annotation, molecular function: FAD binding; catalytic activity. The coding region runs from base 2494 to 3891 and encodes 465 amino acids.